AUGGCUCGACCCAUGGGGUCUGUCCGUCUCAAGAAGGCAAAUCCGUCGACUCUCCUUCUCGGCGCCGUGCUCUGCAUUUUCAUAAUCGUCUUUCUCGUCUCCCCUUCGACGCCAACCAAGACCGCUCGUCUCACUGUCAAUACCGCAUCCCACCAUCUGUCGCCGCCAACCUCACCGUACCGCAAGUCGUCGCGACCUGGCGAGCUCGGCCCUCCCCCUGUCACCCACUACAAGCUCAACAAUGUGACAAUCACGCCCGAUCCGAUCGCCAACCAGGAGCACGUCCUCAUCCUGACGCCAAUGGCGCGGUUCUACCAGGAAUACUGGGAUAACCUGCUCAAGCUCAACUACCCCCACGAGCUGAUCACACUUGGGUUCAUCCUGCCCAAGACGAAGGAGGGCAACGCGGCAACGACGGCGCUCCAGGCGCAGAUUCAGCGCACGCAGAAGCAGGGUCCGGAAAAGGAUCGAUUCAAGAGCAUCAUCAUCCUCCGCCAGGACUUUGAGCCAGCCGUCACGUCGCAGGACGAGAGCGAGCGACACAAAAUGGCGAACCAGAAGGCGAGACGCGAAGUCAUGGCGAAAGCGCGCAACUCGUUACUCUUCACAACCUUGGGCCCUAGCACAUCAUGGGUCCUGUGGCUGGAUGCCGACAUUGUUGAGUCACCGCCCACCCUGAUCCAGGACCUGGCCUCCCACGACAAGCCACUCAUCGUGCCAAACUGCUUCCAGCGUUACUACGACAGCGACACGAAGAAAAUGUCCGAGCGACCUUACGACUACAACAGCUGGCAGGAUAGCGAGGCGGCGCAACAGCUGGCUGCGCAGAUGGGCCCGGACGACAUCUUGCUGGAGGGUUACAGGGAGAUGGCCACCUACCGUGCUCUCAUGGCGUACAUGGUGACCGAGCAGGCGGACGACAGUCUCGUGAUACCGCUCGAUGGUGUUGGCGGCACCGCCCUCCUCGUGAAGGCUGAUGUGCACCGCGACGGCGCCAUGUUUCCCCCCUUUGCCUUCUACAACCUGAUUGAGACUGAGGGGUUUGCAAAGAUGGCCAAGCGACUUGGCUGGCAACCCUGGGGCUUGCCCAAUUACAAGGUCUACCACUACAACGAAUAG
Messenger RNA from Emericellopsis cladophorae, 1119 nucleotides. Its product is annotated as Mannan polymerase complexes subunit-like protein. Gene Ontology annotation, cellular component: mannan polymerase complex. The record is from RefSeq and is a predicted model, not a curated record. Gene Ontology annotation, molecular function: alpha-1,6-mannosyltransferase activity. Bases 1 to 1119 code for a protein of 372 amino acids. Gene Ontology annotation, biological process: cell wall mannoprotein biosynthetic process; protein N-linked glycosylation. The transcript is spliced from 2 exons. NCBI's taxonomy places the organism in Eukaryota, Fungi, Ascomycota, Sordariomycetes, Hypocreales, Bionectriaceae.